This is a messenger RNA of Glycine soja, 738 nucleotides long. RefSeq lists its product as uncharacterized. Lineage: Eukaryota; Viridiplantae; Streptophyta; Magnoliopsida; Fabales; Fabaceae. The record is from RefSeq and is a predicted model, not a curated record. The transcript has a single exon. The coding region runs from base 1 to 738 and encodes 245 amino acids.
AUGACCUUCGAUGACAAAGCACAAUGUAUUCAAGCAGUCAAAGAAUACAACAUCAGAAAUCAUUUUGAUUGCAAAACAAUUUACUCUAACCAGAGAAGGCUAAACUUCGUCUGCAAGUUACAUGAAAAUGGUUCUACAUGGAGCUUGGGUGCAUGCAAUUCAAAGAGGCAUGACAAAUGGAUUAUCAAGAGUAUCAGAGGUCAUCAUACUUGUCUCGUGCCGAUGCUCAGACAAGAUCAUCGCCAACUCGACAAACACGUCAUAGCACAGAUCAUCCAACCAAUUGUCAAAACAAAUCCAACCGUCUCCAUCAAGACGUUGAUUGUAGAGAUCAAAACGUUCAUGAAUUAUACCCCAUCCUACAAGAAGACAUGGUUAGCAAAACAAAGAGCAUUGGAGAUGAUUCAUAGAAACUGGGAAGAAUCAUAUGCCAAACUGCCAAAACUUUUUAGAGCUUUGCAAUCUUGUGUUCCCGGGACUGUGAUCGCUGCUCAAACAGAAUCCUUGUAUGAGGGGGACGAAAUAGUACCAGGCAAAAGAUUGUUUAAACGUGUCUUUUGGUCAUUUGGUCCAUGCAUUAAUGGUUUUGCAUAUUGCAAACUCAUAGUACAAUUUGAUGGUACAUGGCUUUACGGGAAGUAUACUGGCACAUUGUUGAUAGCUACCGUACAAGAUGGAGCUAACCAUAUCUUCCCGAUUGCCUACGCCAUUGUAGAAGGGGAGACAACUUCAGCUUAG